Messenger RNA from Carassius gibelio (silver crucian carp), 551 nucleotides. RefSeq names its product dual specificity phosphatase 29-like. The coding region runs from base 72 to 494 and encodes 140 amino acids. Gene Ontology annotation, biological process: protein dephosphorylation; negative regulation of MAPK cascade. Gene Ontology annotation, molecular function: protein tyrosine/serine/threonine phosphatase activity; MAP kinase phosphatase activity. The transcript is spliced from 2 exons. Lineage: Eukaryota; Metazoa; Chordata; Actinopteri; Cypriniformes; Cyprinidae. The record is from RefSeq and is a predicted model, not a curated record. Gene Ontology annotation, cellular component: cytoplasm.
CUCACAUCCUCAACGCUGCAGCACCAAAGAAGCAUCUUAAAUACUACUUAGGACGUUUUAAUGAUGAAGACAUGGUAGGAACGGUCAAUACAGGGUCCAGAUAUUACAGAGGCUUGCACAUCAAUUAUUACGGCUUGCCUACAGCAGACAGACACUGUUCUGACAUCAGCAAGUGCUUCAUACCAGCUGCCAAAUUCAUUGACAAGGCCCUGGAGAAGCGAGCAAGUAAGGUGCUGAUUUGCUGCAAGCAGGGUGUGGAGCACUCGGUGACUCUGUUUCUGGCGUAUCUGAUGAUCUGUCAUGACAUGAUGGUGGAGGAGGCCAUCGAUCACGUCAUGAAGGAGAGACGCAUCAGACCCUCCAGAGACGUCCUGAAGAAGCUGAUGCUCCUCAACGCUGACCUGGUGCUGCAGAGAAAACUGAAACUGCAGGACAUCAAAACCGGCCGAAAGAGGAACAAGUGGCAGCUUAAAAAAAGGAGAGCGCUGAUAUAAAAAUAAUAAAAAUGUGCACAGAUGAAAAAACAUAACAGCAAGAGCUGUCCUGGUAAU